AUGAAGUGUCUCACCAGCCUCAUCCCGCCACUUCUCCUGGCAUCCGCUCCCUCAUCCGUCCUGGCCAGGAAGAAAGACGAGGCAGUCCUCCUCUCCAACGUCAAAUCACUGACUCUCCGCGAUGGCCACCAGACCUCUUCCCGGCGCGUCGACCCUCUGCCACAGCUCAACUGCGUCGGCGGCGACGGAUGCCAAUUCUACAAGGUUGAUGUUAUGAGGUGCACGAAUUCUGGAUCGCAAUACGAUUCGGAAGAUAUCGCCUGGACUUGCAAGGCCAACUUGCCGCCGGAAUUCAAAUUGGGAAGCACCGAUGUCAUCUGUGAAGGAUACGACAAUGCCAACGAUCCGUACAUUUUGAAGGGCAGCUGCGGCGUGGAGUACCGCUUGAUGCUCACGGAGUUGGGAGAGCAGACCUAUCGGGAUCAUGUCGAUCACAAGGCCUGGAGAAGACCUUCAAGUAGUGAUUCGAAAGAGACGGAGGGCAGUGACAAGCUGGCCUCCGCGCUGUUCUGGCUCGUCUUCGUGGGUGAGCACUCCGAUUCUCGAGAUAGCCUGACGCUCGUGCUGACUUUAAUUACAGUCAUCGUGCUCGUGAUACUCUACAGUAUCUUCAAUCCCGAUCGCAAUCAUGCCAGAGACUCUGGUGAUGGCCUUCGGCGUGGGUACAGGCCGGGAGGCGGCGGCGGCGGCGGCAACGACGAUGAUAAUGACGACCCGCCUCCACCCUACACCCCACGAGCAGAUCCACGACCUAAGAAGUCGAGCAACUCCUGGUAUAGCUCUCGCUCGUCCAACACUCGGAGCUCUUCAAGUCGGCAACAGAGUCAAGGAUGGCGGCCUGGCUUCUGGACUGGCACGGCAACCGGAGCUGCUGCUGGGUAUGCUGCUGGAGCGUACGCUAAUCGAGACCACCAGCGCAAUGCUGAUGCACAGCCUGGACGAUCGAGCUGGUUCGGGACGACGAACACAUCUCCGCCAGGAGGAAGGACUGCAGGACUAAAUCAUGGAGGCUCCUCGUACUAUGGAGGAGGAUCUUCGGGUGGCGGGAGUCGCUGGGGAGGUGGUGGAGGUGCUUCUUCGUCGAAUAGCCCUCCCGAACCAAGCAACAGUAGAUCAGAGUCCACUGGCUUUGGUGGCACAAGAAGACGAUGA
Messenger RNA from Lecanosticta acicola, 1152 nucleotides. The record is from the annotation of a GenBank genome assembly. Lineage: Eukaryota; Fungi; Ascomycota; Dothideomycetes; Mycosphaerellales; Mycosphaerellaceae.